Striga asiatica is the source of this 1293-nucleotide messenger RNA. The record is from the annotation of a GenBank genome assembly. NCBI's taxonomy places the organism in Eukaryota, Viridiplantae, Streptophyta, Magnoliopsida, Lamiales, Orobanchaceae.
AUGGAUCUGGCGGCUGAAGAGCUUCAAUUCCUUAGCAUCCCCGACAUCCUCAAGGAGUCAAUUUCAAUCCCCAAACAAUCCCCCAAGACCUUCUACCUCAUAACCCUAACCCUAAUUUUCCCCCUUUCCUUCGCCAUCUUGGCCCACUCCCUCUUCACCCACCCCAUCCUCGCCCAGCUCCAGUCCGACGCCGCCGCCUCCUCCUCCAUCUGGUCCAAGCUCCUCAUCUUCCAGUUCUGCUACCUCAUCUUCCUCUUCGCAUUCUCCCUCCUCUCCACCGCCGCCGUCGUCUUCACCGUCGCCUCCCUCUACACCUCCAAGCCCGUCUCCUUCUCCUCCACCAUAGCCGCCAUCCCCAGCGUCUUCCGCCGCCUGUUCAUCACCUUCAUAUGGGUCUCCCUGCUGAUGGUGGCCUACAACAUCAUCUUCCUCGGGUUCCUCGUCCUCCUCCUCAUAGCCGUGGACUUGCAGAGUGUUUUCCUGUUCAUAUUCUCGACUCUGGUGAUUUUCGUUUUGUUUCUGGGCGUGCAUGUCUAUAUAAGCGCAUUGUGGCAUCUUGCUAGUGUGGUGUCUGUUCUGGAGCCCGUCUACGGGUUUUCUGCUAUGAAGAAGAGCUAUGAGCUGUUGAAGGGGAAGAGCCGUAUGGGGUUGUCGAUAGUGCUUGUGUAUUUGGCUACAUGUGGAGUGACCAAUGGGCUUUUCGGGUCGAUUGUAGUGCACGGAGGGGAUGAUUAUGGUGUUUUCACGAGGAUUGUGGUUGGGGGAUUUCUUGUUGGGGUGUUAGUGAUUGUGAAUCUGAUUGGGUUGCUCGUGCAGAGUGUGUUUUACUAUGUCUGCAAAAGCUAUCAUCAUCAGGGUAUUGAUAAGAGCGCGCUUUACGAUCAUCUGGGAGGGUACCUUGGGGAAUACGUGCCUCUCAAGAGCAGCAUUCAAAUGGAAAACUUGGAUGUCUUUAGAGCCAGUAUCACGCCAAAAGACACCAACAACACCAAUGAUACAUCAGACAAAGAGACACAGCAGGAAACAGGUGCCAGUAACUCCAAUGCCACACCCAUAAGAAAAGAAGGCAUAGCUGAUAACACCAUUGCAGCCUGUUCUGCAGUACCAUCAUCCAUAGAUCACAACAGUACAACUAAAUCAUCAGCUAAAGAUGUGCUGCUUCUCCAGUAUCACCAUAAUGAGCAAACCAUGGAUUUCUCCAUUUCUGCACCAACUAAACCAACUCAAGAGGACAAGCACAUCACACCACAACUCCUCCAAUUUCACAGCAAUGAAUCUCCUGCUGAUACAUAA